ACUGCGCCUUCACCAGCGUGGGCUGCCUGAGGAGAAGCCGGGGAGACGAGACGAGACACCAGCAGAGACCAGCGGACAGCUUCGGAGACCAGCAGGAACAGCACAGUAGGGAACCUGAAACAGUCAACAUGACAGCCACAAAGCCACGGAGCAUGCUUAGAGAGGCUUCGCAUCAGAUUAUAGCCGGAGGAUCCGCCGGUCUGGUGGAGAUCUGCUUGAUGCAUCCCCUUGAUGUGGUAAAGACCAGGUUUCAGAUCCAGAGAGGAACAAGUGACCCCACCAGCUACAAGAGCCUGGGUGACUGUUUCCGGACCAUCUUCCGGAAUGAGGGAGUCUUUGGUUUCUACAAAGGAAUCUUGCCUCCCAUCCUGGCAGAGACGCCAAAGCGAGCGGUCAAGUUCUUCACCUUUGAGCAGUACAAGAAGGCGCUGAGUUUGACCCCUUUGUCUCCUGGUUUGGCGCUGUCUGUAGCAGGGCUGGGCUCAGGCUUGACUGAGGCUGUUGUCGUCAACCCGUUCGAGGUGGUGAAAGUCAGUCUCCAGGCCAACAGAGACGCCUUCAAAGAGCAACCAUCCGCCUUCGCCCAGGCAAGACGCAUUCUAAAGUCAGAUGGAUUUGGAUUGAAGGGCCUGAAUAAAGGGUUAACAUCGACACUCGGACGCCAUGGAGUAUUCAACAUGAUCUACUUUGGCUUCUACUUCAAUGUCAAGGAUGCUAUUCCAACCAACCCGAAUCCCACUCUGGAGUUUCUGAGAAAGUUCACCAUCGGACUGGCAUCCGGGACCAUCUCCUCCUGCGUGAACAUUCCCUUCGAUGUCGCCAAGAGCCGCAUCCAAGGCCCCCAGCCUGUGCCUGGAGAGAUCAAGUACCGCACCUGCUUCCAGACCAUGGCGCUGGUGUACCGGGAAGAAGGGUAUUUGGCUCUUUAUAAGGGACUGGUGCCAAAGAUAAUGAGGCUUGGACCAGGUGGAGCUGUGAUGCUGCUGGUCUAUGAGUACGUGUCUGGAUGGCUGCAGAGAAACUGCUCCUGUGAGGAGGUGGGAGUAUUCCAUCACCAGAGGGCUGGAGGGGUCCCACUAGGAGGAGGGUACCAGUCUGAACAUCAGUCCUGUAGAGGGAGACCAAGUACCACACAUGGACAACAGCCUGGGCAGAGAGACCGGAGGAGGGAGCGGGCCGACUGUUUGGAAACUUUAAACAAAGCUUCAGAUGAAGGCAGUCUCGAGGCCUCUCCAGACUCCACCAAACCGGACGACUCGUCUCCAGAUUCUGACAAGACCAAGAAGAACAAGAAGCGCCGCGUCCUCUUCUCCAAAGCGCAGACCCUGGAGCUGGAGCGGCGCUUCAGGCAGCAGCGCUACCUGUCCGGCCCGGAGAGGGAGCAGCUGGCCCGGCUCCUGAGCCUCACCCCCACCCAGGUGAAGAUCUGGUUCCAGAACCACCGCUACAAGAUGAAGAGAGGCCGGGCGGAGGACGCAGAGAUCCCACAGCCUCCUCCGCUGCUGCGCCGGGUGGUAGUCCCCAUCCUGGUGCGGGAUGGGAAACCUUUCCACGCCUGUUUACUGGACACUGAUAAACCGGGCUGUCUGGCUCCUUCUCAGCCGGUCCACUUCCCCUUACAGUACCAGAGUCCAGUCCCUCUGCCUCCCCGGUACCAGCAGCACUUUCCCUCCGCCUCAGCGCCCAGACUGGCGUGGAGAGACUUCUGGAGCGACUCGGUCCACUUUUACAAGUGAAGGCCUCGAGCGUGCGCACAGACUCAUUUAGACUUCUAUGAAAUGUUUUCUGGAUGUUUGGAGCAACUUAAACAUUUAGAUUCUCACUCUAGAACGAAGGAUAUUUUGCACAUUUUAUUUUGAAAUUUGUACUUUUGUUUGUGACUUUAUUGUGAAGUUGUGUGUGUAUUUGUUGGGCCUGCAGGUGUAGCCUGUAGAUGUCUAAUUAUCCUCUGAGAUCGUGUAUUUUUACACCUCAUAUUUGAAUAAAUAACUUUGUUUAAAGAGGUUCCAGUAGGGUUUAGACAUGGCUGUGUUUAAAUACAGUCUGUGAGUUUAGGAGGAGCUAGCCUGGAUAUC
This is a messenger RNA of Cheilinus undulatus (humphead wrasse), 2075 nucleotides long. It is a transcript of the gene slc25a21, whose product is annotated as solute carrier family 25 member 21. Bases 129 to 1736 code for a protein of 535 amino acids. The record is from RefSeq and is a predicted model, not a curated record. The transcript is spliced from 14 exons. Gene Ontology annotation, biological process: regulation of DNA-templated transcription. NCBI's taxonomy places the organism in Eukaryota, Metazoa, Chordata, Actinopteri, Labriformes, Labridae. Gene Ontology annotation, molecular function: DNA binding; DNA-binding transcription factor activity, RNA polymerase II-specific.